CCUUUGGCUGAGGGCGGCUGCGGUAGCCGCGCUCACUCCACGCCGGCCCCGCCGCCGCGAGGCGCGCGGCCCGGGUAGCUCAGAGCCAGGGAGGCCGUUCGCAGUGCCUGUGAAGCCAUGAAGCGGCAGAGCAGCGGCUGCGUCGACCAGGAAGCCCGCCAGUUGAUGAUAAAGCGGAAGCUGGCCGAGGUGGAGCGGGUGUUGCAGCAGGAGCCAGACAUCGAGGUGGAGGAGCCGCCGGCGGAGAAGCAAGCCACGGUGACCGGCCCCACGGACAGAGCUGUGGUGCAGUUGCCCAACGGUGGCGGGGAGGUCCUCGUCGUUAUCGGCACCUCGGAGCACGCCGAGAUCCCUGGGAUGAUCGACCGAAUAUGCUACAUCGUGGACAAGGCCUAUUCCAGCGUGGGCAAGCACAAGCACGUGGACGAGUACGACGCCAGGCACCGUCUCGCGAUGGGCGACGCCGGCCCGGCGGCGAACCGCGUGUUGCACCUGGCGUUCAAGGGCGGCGAGCUCGUCGGCUGCGCGAGCUCCACCUUCGACCCCGGCUGGACACCCGAGGGCUGCGGCCAUUGGGGCCUCAUGGCGGUGGACCCCGCCAGCCAGGGGCAGGGCAUCGCCACAGCGCUCGUGCUGGCGUGCGAGCGGCGCCUGGCCACGGUCAACGAGGCCAUUCAGAUAGAGUACCAGUACUUCGCCGGCGACGAGCACUCCAGGAGGCUGCACGCGUGGUACGAGGAGAAGCUGGGGUUCCAGGGCGGAGGCCCCCCGCCUCGCCGCGGCAGCUCCUUCCGGAAGUGCUUCAAGGACAUCCCAGAGGCCCAGCAGCGGCUGGGGCAGCGGCGCCGGCUGCUCGAGAUCCGCGGCUGGCUCCAGGAUCAGCUCAGGGAGGCCGGUGGGCGGCCGGAGGAGGACAGGGCGCCCGCUGCGGUGGAGGAGGCCUGCGCGGCAGCGGUGGCGUGACCCCCUGCGCGCCCAGGCCUGCGCCGGAGCCGCUCCAGCGGCGGGCGCGCGGAGGCAGAUUUUCCCUUUGUGCAUAAAUGCGGGCGGUUGUGCCGCCCCUGCUCGUCGGCGUGUCGCCUCAGGCCGACGCCGGUCGGGGGGCAGGCGACGGGGCGAGAAAUUCCCGGUCUCGUCCCCCCUCCUGCCCGGUCCAUCCCGGGGAGGUGGAGGACGUCGGUCAUGCUCGGCGGGUGCUGGCAGCGCGCCACGAGGGUACGGCGCGAGACUGGCGGCCGUCCAGGAAGGCGGCGGAAGUCGGGCAUUUCGUCCGCCUCGGCCCCCGUGCGCGCCGCCACGGGUGCUCGGACAGGCGCGUCGGAAGCCUGCAGGAAUUUGUCGCAGACUGUACAAAGGCGCCUCGCCACCGUCGGACGCCCUCGGCGCGCACGGCAGGAGCCGUGGGAGCGCGACCGCCACGGCCGCGCCCGCGGCUUGCGGGGGGCCCUCCGCCGCUUAGGCAGUGACCCUCUCUCUUCCCUGUCUGGGAGGCCUCCUCCUUCCGCUUCUCUUGCGGCAGGAACAAGCACGGCUCAGUCAUAAGCUGUAGGAGGUCCGCACGGAGUUACAGGGUCGGCGUUUGGGCACCUUUUUGGGCGGCGUUCCAGCGCCGCCCCUGGCGCGCUUUGCGCGCCAUGCAGAGAAAUGCCAGCACCGAACGAAGAGAUCCGCGCGGACCUUCCAGAGUGUUUGGUAAAUCAGGAAGGGCGUCAGUGCCAGCGGGAUCUAGGGAGGGCUGGGCGGCGCGGCAGCGCGCAGCCCUGGUCGCGAUUUUCGUUGCUCAGCCGGCCUGCCGGGAGCAGAGGCAUGCUGCAGAACUCACGGGCCCACGUGGGGCGAGGGUGGGGCAUGUCAGCACAUCUUCUCAUCGCGGCAGGCGUGAGCUGAC
Messenger RNA from Prorocentrum cordatum, 1888 nucleotides. The record is from the annotation of a GenBank genome assembly. Lineage: Eukaryota; Dinophyceae; Prorocentrales; Prorocentraceae.